UAAGCAUUUUAACGAUACGCACUUAUCAGCGGCUGAAGUCAGUGUAUAUCAAGUGAAUUAGGUCUGGUGUAUUGUGGCAGAAAUAUCAGUGCUACAUUAUGGCUGGAUAAGCGACCGACAUUUUAAGGUGCCAUCGAAUUCAAUGGAUCUACGUGUCAGAUUCCGCAAGAUAUUAUUGGGUGGUCUUUUGAUGUUGGUUUUCAUGGCAUCGCUCGUCUACGUCAUCCCUGGGAGACACACCUACCGGAAAGCUCGACCUGAACAGUCGAACGCCGCAAUUGAAACAUAUCAAGAAGUACAACAGGUCAAGUGGCCAUUGACGAACGCCCAGCUGACUGUCCAGCACACGACUACGGCUAAUCACGUGUCCACGGCGAGAGAUCACGCGGAACAAGAUCAAAGUCCCGCUCCCAAAGAAGAGAUAACAUCGGGUCCACAGGGUCACUUGUUGUCGAAGAUCGUGUUAAUCUUUGCGUACCUGAGGAGCGGCUCAACGUUCACCGCCAGUCUGUUCACACAGCUUCCCGAUUCGUUCUAUGUGUUCGAGCCUCUGCACGCGCUCACCGACGCCAUCGGCAAAGAUGGCGUGCUCCGGUACAUAAACGGCAGCGUCAGACACUUCCCAUACGGUAUUGAGGAGCAGCCGGAUUGGUUGUACCGAGAAGCGAUCGAGCACUGGUUCCGGUGCCGCCUUGGCCACCUUGACACCGCGAGUCUACAAGACGACUUCCACGAGCAAUACUCCAUGAAGUCAAUGAAGCCGUUCUUGCUAUGUGUGAGGCACAAGCGUGCGUCCAAUCUGUCGGCUGAGACCGCCAUCAAGGAAUGUCUACCCCCCACGGAGAAGAAAUGUCGCGACGCACAUCUCAGGGUAUUCAAGACAAUACGGCUGUCGAUGGAAACGGUUUGGGACUUGUUGCGUCUGUUUGACAAUAUGAAGGUCAUUUUUCUGGUCCGUGACCCGAGAGGAAUGUUUGUGUCACAAGGUCGGAACUACUUAAUUAAACCCGGAAAGAAUGUUGCUCAGUUUCAGAAAAUAUGCACCAAAAUGAACGCGGACCUCAACGUUGCGAGUAGGAUACUGGCGGAUGGCAAUAAGAACGUUCACCUUGUUCGAUAUGAAGACAUCGCCUUUAAUCCAUUCACAGCCGUUGAACAGUUGUACGCAUUCAUAGGCGAACCUUUAACUAAUGCCGUGAAAAGUUACGUGAAAUUGAGCACCUCUCUUAACAUUAAAGACAGCUGUGCAUUUUGCACUUUACGUGGAAACUCCUCGGCAACAGCGACGAAGUGGCGACAUGAAAUCAAACCGAUAUUUCUUAGGAUAGCGGACAAAUAUUGCAGGACGGUCUACGACCAGCUUGGUUAUUAUCCAACGUUAGAUUUAUCAUAUUUAAGGAACGAUUCUCUUCCACUUCAAGCGAAUACUAUCCCCUUGUUAGAUAAUACUGUUAUUCAAAAGUAAUAGCGCGUGUAUUGAACACGCAGUGAUACUGUGAUUUAUUUGGACCAAAUAGUACAAAGUUUUGCCUUUAAAUUAAUAAAACAUUUUGUUUGAUUGU
Dreissena polymorpha is the source of this 1562-nucleotide messenger RNA. RefSeq names its product carbohydrate sulfotransferase 1-like. The transcript is spliced from 5 exons. NCBI's taxonomy places the organism in Eukaryota, Metazoa, Mollusca, Bivalvia, Myida, Dreissenidae. Gene Ontology annotation, biological process: sulfur compound metabolic process; N-acetylglucosamine metabolic process. Gene Ontology annotation, molecular function: N-acetylglucosamine 6-O-sulfotransferase activity. Bases 143 to 1465 code for a protein of 440 amino acids. The record is from RefSeq and is a predicted model, not a curated record.